Cygnus atratus (black swan) is the source of this 1282-nucleotide messenger RNA. It is a transcript of the gene MAX, whose product is annotated as MYC associated factor X. Gene Ontology annotation, biological process: positive regulation of transcription by RNA polymerase II. Bases 88 to 570 code for a protein of 160 amino acids. The record is from RefSeq and is a predicted model, not a curated record. The transcript has 5 exons. Lineage: Eukaryota; Metazoa; Chordata; Aves; Anseriformes; Anatidae. Gene Ontology annotation, molecular function: protein dimerization activity; DNA-binding transcription factor activity. Gene Ontology annotation, cellular component: RNA polymerase II transcription regulator complex.
GCGGGCGGGCGGGCGGUCACGCGCGGCGCAGGCGCGCUGCGCGCUGUUGUUGUGGCGGCGCGGCCCGCGGCUCUCCGGCCGGCAGCGAUGAGCGACAACGACGACAUCGAGGUGGAGAGCGACGAGGAGCAGCCCCGCUUCCAGUCAGCGGCAGACAAACGAGCCCACCACAACGCGCUGGAGCGCAAGCGGCGGGACCACAUCAAGGACAGCUUCCACAGCCUGCGGGACUCCGUGCCCUCCCUGCAGGGAGAGAAGGCAUCCCGGGCCCAAAUCCUGGACAAAGCCACAGAGUACAUCCAGUACAUGCGCCGGAAAAACCACACGCACCAGCAGGACAUCGACGACCUCAAGCGGCAAAACGCGCUGCUGGAGCAGCAAGUGCGCGCCCUGGAGAAAGCCCGGUCGAGCGCCCAGCUGCAGGCCAACUACCCCUCGUCGGACAACAGCCUCUACACCAACCCCAAGGGCAGCGCCAUCUCCGCCUUCGACGGUGGCUCCGACUCCAGCUCCGAUUCGGAGCCCGAGGAGCCGCAGAGCAGGAAGAAGCUGCGCAUGGAGGCCAGCUAGGCUGCCCCCCCCCGCCGCCACUGCCACCCCCGCGCCGGGGCCUGCGCCCGCCCGCCGGCCCCGUAAGGACUCGUCCUUCUCUCCUCGGGGCUCUCGGACUGCGGCCUCGCAGCCCCCCCGCGCCCCGACGGACUUGGGGGGGCCUGGGGACCGCACGGAGAUGCCCCCACCGCCCCCCCGCCGCUAGCGAGCCCCUCUCCGCGCCCCCCCCCUCUUCGAUUUUAUAUGAGCAUUUCUAUUUAUACCCAGGGACCACUGCAGCCCAGAGCUGAGCACGAGGCUGUGCAGGAGACGGGCGGCCCCCGUCCCCCACCCGCCUGCGGGGGCCCCUGCCCUCCGGCCAGCGCCGGGGGGGGGUCUCGCUAUUUAUUUUCUGCGUGUGCAAUUCCACCUGGCCCCCCGCCGCGCCGCGGGGACGGCGCCCCCCGCCCUCCACGGCACAGAGCUGCAGGGCUCGGGCUGGGUGGUCUGCGUGUGCGUCCUUCCCCGUCCCCCACCUCCCCCCUCCCCCCCCCACACACAUCCCCGAGCCCCCCCUCCCACCUCUGUGUCAUUUUCUGAACUGUCCCCGUAGGUGACCCCGUCCCCCUUUUAACGCCGUUCAUUCCAUGGAUCUAAAGUAUGUUGUACAUACUGCCCAGAGUUGUCUUGCAAGUUAAGGCUUCCCUUUACUAUAAGACUAUAAAUAAUAAAAACAAAAAAACUUAUUUUA